ACACCCAAUUUAAAUAGUGUUUGAGUAUUCCGUGCUCAUGCGGGAUCAUGGAUUGUUAUGGAGGGAAAAUUGUGUUGCAGAUUAAUCAACUUUGAAAAUGAAAAUCACUUCCAAUGACCACUGAAACCCAAACGCUACACAGCAUUAUAUAAAAUGUUUAUGCGUGAAAGAGCAUUAACGUUUCGUACAUUCUUAUAACAAUGACUGACGAGUGUGAUGCGAAGCCAAACGACAGUGUGCAGAAUAUUUCAAUUCUCAGUACUCAGCGAAAACAGAAUCUUGCGUCUUGGGGUCUUCCAGAUACUAUACUAAAGCAUUAUGAGGUGUCUGGUGUUGUGUCCAUGUUUCCAUGGCAGGUUGAAUGCCUCAGUAAUCCUAGAGUCCUUGAAGGGGGAAAUCUUAUUUAUUCAGCACCAACUUCUGCAGGUAAAACACUAGUUGCUGAGAUUCUCACCAUUAAGACAAUUCUUGAAAGGAAGAAGAAAGUUAUCAUCAUCCUUCCAUUUGUGUCAGUUGUACGAGAAAAAAUGUUCUACUUUCAGGACUUGCUGUCCAGAAGUGGGGUGCGAGUGGAAGGGUUAAUGGGAAGUCAUAGUCUGCCUGGUGGUUUCAAAAGUGUUGACAUUGCCAUCUGUACCAUUGAGAAGGCUAACAGUCUUAUAAACAAGUUACUGGAAGAAAGGUCUCUUCAUAAAGUUGGUACUGUGGUUGUUGAUGAAUUGCAUCUCUUGAGUGAUCCUUUUCGAGGUUACCUGCUAGAACUGCUUCUCACCAAGAUACUCUACAUGUGCACCACGGAGGACAGUGUGAAUAUUCAGGUUGUGGGCAUGUCGGCUACUAUCCCCAACUUGGCACUCUUAGCCAAGUGGCUGGGUGCCGAUCUCUAUCGAACAGACUUUCGACCAGUUCCUCUGAAAGAAUUCUUGAAAGUUGGUCCUACUGUAUAUGACAACCAACUGAAGAAGCUAUAUGAUAUGCAGUCUUCCAAACAUAUACAGGAUGACCCAGAUCAUGUAGUGCAGUUAUGCCUGGAAACCUUGAUUAAUGGUCACUCAGUGCUGGUAUUCUGUGCUACUAAGCAGUGGUGUGAGAAACUUUCACAGCAUAUUGCAAAAGUGUUCAGGACCAUUGGUUUAUCAGGGAGUGAAUUAGGUCAGCAGCUUCGUGAACAAUUGGACUCAAAUGCUAUAGCUGAGGCUUUGGAACAAUUGCAUACAUGCCCAGUUGGACUGGAUAAAGUACUUAGGUGCACUGUGGCAUUUGGUGUAGCAUUUCAUCAUGCAGGUUUGACACUUGAUGAGCGUGACAUUCUGGAGGGUUAUUUUCGUUCAGGAGCUCUGAGAGUGCUGGUAGCUACUUCAACUUUAAGUUCAGGCGUUAACCUUCCUGCUCGCCGUGUCAUUGUACGUUCACCUGUAUUCCAUGGGAAAUCUCUGGAUUCUCAAACAUACAGGCAAAUGAUCGGUCGUGCAGGCCGUAUGGGUCGAGAUACUGCAGGCGAGAGCUUUCUUAUUUGUAACAAAGGAGAGAGACAUAUGGGAGAAAAACUGGUUGGGGCAGAAUUGAAACCAAUUGAGAGUUGCCUUGGGCAUGGUGAACUGGCAGCCAGCCUAAAGAGGGCUAUAUUAGAGGUGAUUGCAAGUGGUGUGGCAUGCACUCCCCAGCAGGUGACUCAGUACACAAAUUGCACACUACUUGCUGCAACAAAAUCUGAUCUACGAAACCCUAUAUCAGCCUGCGUUAAGUUCCUAGAGGCCAAUGAGCUUAUUCGGCUUCAGGAAGAGGAAGAGAGAGUAGGGCACAAGUAUGUGCCUACACCCUUAGGUCUUGCCUGUCUUGCUGCAUCUCUUCCUCCAGAUGAGGGUCUUCUUCUUUUUGAUGAGCUACAGAGGGCUCGUCAGUGUUUGGUGCUGGACACUGAGCUUCAUAUAAUAUAUGAGGUAACACCAUACAGUGUUUGCUCUCAAUGGGGAAACUUGGACUGGUUACACGUAUUAAAUCUAUGGGAACAACUAUCACCAGCUAUGCGAAGGGUUGGAGAGUUAGUGGGAAUUUUACAAAAGAUGUCCGUUCAUCGUCGAUUUUAUACAGCCCUUGCAUUACAUGACCUAGUUAAUGAAGUUCCUUUGCCUGCUGUUGCAAAGAAGUUUGGUUGCUCAAGAGGCAUGUUACAGUCUCUACAGCAGUCUGCCGCUACUUUUGCAGGUAUGGUAACAGCAUUUUGCCGACGUCUUGGAUGGUCUAGUGUGGAACUCCUAGUGUCACAAUUCCAAGAUCGCCUCCAAUUUGGUGUUCAGCGUGAACUGUGUGACCUGAUGAGGCUUGAUGGGUUGAAUGGACUGAGGGCACGAGCUUUGUUUGAUGCAGGCAUCUGUACACUUGCUGAUCUUGCAGUUGCAGAUGUGUGUGCUGUGGAAAAUGCUCUCCAUAAAGCUGUGCCCUUCCAGAGUUGCAAAGAAUUGGAUGGGGAAACAUCUUUUGACACAAACCAGCGCAAAAAGUUAAGAAAUGUGUGGAUUACAGGACAUCAAGGACUAACUGAAAGGGAGGCUGCAUCCUUGUUAAUAUCUGAUGCCCGUUCCUUUCUUCAGAAAGAAUUGGGCUUAUCUACUGCUAAAUGGGUUGAUGAAAAAAGUGAUACAUCAGGUCAUGACAACCAAUCUCUAUCAGAACAAAGUAUGCAGAGCUCACAAGAACAAUCUCUACUUCAUGAUAAAACUUCCAAGCAUUCUGAACAAACAGCCAACUGUUCAUCCAUUUCAUGUCACUUUCAGGCACAUUCAUUAUUGCGAGAAGAACAACUUCAGUCAAAAACAUCUCUUUCUGAAACAAAUAAGAGACCUGCAAAACAUAAAAGGAAGAAUUCACUGCCAAGAAAUAAAAUUCCAGAUUUAAACAAUGGAAUUGGAAAAACAGAUUCUAAAUGUCUGUUGUCAGAAGUAAGCGAUGAGGAUUAUGUUUCAUCUUCACCAUCAUUAAACAGCAGUCAGGACAAGUCUUCACAAAGGCAUAUAAGUCAAAAGCUUCGUUCUAAGUUAGGCAAAGCCAUGAAUUCUAAAAUGAUUUCUUGGAGAAUUUCCCAGAAUACGUCUGCUAAGAUAAACACUGGUAAUUCCCAAAAAAAUAUAUCGUGUAAGAUAUCUGACAUCAAUGCAAGUAAACCACAUAAAGCUGUACCUAUCUUUACAGAGCAGUUCCAAUGUAAUAAAAUAGACAACACUCAUUCCAAAAGGGUUGAUUGUUCACCAUCAGAAGAAAGGAGAUUCUCACCCAUGCUCCAUGAAACAUCGGAUGAUCUGCCUGGUACUCAUUCAGAGAAUAAUAAGUCUUCCAGUGAAGUAAAUCAGAGUAUAGAUUAUUUUGGUUCCCUGCUUGAAAUAUCAGAAAGUAAGCUGCAUGAACAAACUCAACAGUUUAAACAAAAUAAUAAGUCAGAGGUUAGGAAUGAAUCAUCUCCAGAAAAUGUAAGUGAAAAAGUAGCCAUUAUUUCAAAUGUAGUCAACAAUAGAGAGUUAUGUCUAAGGCCUUUUGUAUCUUCCUUUAAAAUAACCGAUAAUACAGUGAAUAAAAAUAAUGAACAAUUUACAAAUGUACAUGGUACCAAUGUUUGUUUAUCAGAUGAUCAAGGGAAUGAACUCUUAGAAAAAGAUGCUGUUAAUGUUGAUCAGAUGAUACUUAAACAGAAUAUUAACCCAUCAUUAGGUCCUGUGUUUGAAAAGUUGGUAGAAAAAGAUAAAGUUACCCUAACAAGGGCAGAUAACAAGAGAAGGAGUUCAGAUUUCUUCUCAUCACCUGUAUCAGGAGGAAAGAUUGCCCUUGAUGUUGAAGGUGACAUCCGAAGUCCAAGUUUGUUUGGGGACAGUCUCGUGAUGGACACACAACUUAACAACUUGUUGGAUGUAUGCUACUGUGAACAUCAAACAACAACAGAAGGAGACUAUAUGAAUCAAGCACAAGACUGUAAUCAAGUGUCAUUUUCUAACCAAAUCCAACAGGCACCACAAAGCAUAAAUGAUCAGUGCUUAUCUUCAAUGUGUAGCAGUGGCAUCAUUUUCAGUAAGGAUGGAUGUGUUAAAAGUGGAAUGGAAUGCCAUAAAGUUGAAGAAGAAGACUCUCCAUUUAAGAAAGUAAAACAAUUACACAGCUUAUCAAAAGGUUUCAUGUCUGCUCGGGAAGUUAUGAAGGGGCAAAUAUUAAACAAAACUACUAAUUCUUCAGAAUAUCAUCCAGAAGUUGAAGAUUUGGAAUUCUCUGCAGCUUCAAAUAUUGUCAGAGACUCAAUAGGAAGAAAAGGAAUAAUCCUUCAUUUAUCAACAGAUACUGAAGUUUCAGGCCCUCAUAGGGUUUAUUCUGAGGAAAUAGAUUUUCAUUCUCUUAAUGAACAGACUGCUGUAUCACAUAUUAAAUCCGAUUUCAAAACAAAAAAGGGUUUGGUGUCACCAGUUACCUAUCAUUUUAAUGAAAAAUUACAAGAAGACUUCCAUAAAAGUAAUAGACCUUCAAAAGAAACUCUGAGAAAAAAACGAAAAAUAUCUACAUCUAGUGAUUACAGUUAUUCUGAACAUGAAUUCAUUAAUAGGAAAAGGAAAAAAAUUUCCAGUGAAUAUAAAUUUGUAGCUGACGAACAUGAAACGAACUGUGCAGAAAUGGUAUUUUCAGUUCUGAAUGAAAGUUUUAAUGCAGAGCACUGGCUUAAUACAAAGAAUACGAGUACAUCUGAAGCUAAUAAAAAUUUUCCACCAGAGGGACAGUGUCCUGAUGAAAAUGAACACUUUCCAACUGAAAGCCAGGGAGCAAUUCAUGUGCCUGAACAAAAUAUUUACACUGAAAAGCAGAUGGUAAGAGAGAAACCAAAUGCAGAAGUUGAUCACAUUACAGAAUCCUUCCUCAGAACAGCCUUUGACACAUACUGGGAUUUGGAUACUGAAAAUUCAAAAACGAAAAGGGAUGGUGAACUUCAACAUGACUUGGGAGCACAGGAAGUUAGCAUUAGUACAAGUAAAACCAAUCUGUUACAAAAACAUGCACUCGUUCCUCCAAGUGUGUUCAACAUUACACAGAAAUCUAAUAAGCCAGAGACUGAAAAUGAGGUGAUAUCAGCAGAUAGUGCUUCAUCCAGUCAAAGAUGUAGAAUUAUGACAAAAGCAGGAAGUAAAGUUGAUCAGUCUCCUUUUGUUAUUAGCAACUCACUUUUUGAAGCUGCUUUCAGUACAUGCUGGGAAGAAAACCCUGAGUAUAAGGAAAUAAAGAGGGAAAUAGCUCAUAGCAAACAAAAUGUAAGCAGUAAUGCUGGAUGUAAUUUAUCAGUAAAAGAUGCUGAUAUUCAUAAUAAUCUUAGACACCAAGAGCUUCAUUUUGACAAUAGGGGAAGUGAGGGACAAUCAUCUAGUAAGACAGAGAUGAUUGGAUGUGGCAGAAGAAGAUCUCCAAGACUUAUGGCCAUAGAUAAAGAAAAGAGAAAUUCACGUGGAAAAUCCAUUGAGAAAGUCACUGAAAAGAAGAACACACAAGGUUCAUUAAAAGAUGAACAUAAUGAAGACUGCCCCAGAACAUUUUCAGCAAUUUCCAUUGCAUCUCUAGAAGUUUUGGAAAACAAAAGCAGCAUUAUUAAUAAAAAGUUGCAUCCUGAAGAGAUUUUGCAAGAUUGCAGCCAACAAUGCCAUCUACAAAGACCAAGCAAUAUGAAGAUGGGCUUUCCAGAAGUGAAUAUGAACUUAUCUCCAUCUAGCCAUGUACAGAAAGACUUCACAGACAGAACAGAGACCCCAGUUAUAAAAGGGUCAAAUUCUUCAUCAGUCAGUAGUCCAACAUUUUGGAGGACAAAGGCAAAUAAAAUGUUGCAGUUAAGUAGUGACAGCAAUUCAGAUGCAGAAGAAGCAGAUGAUUUGAUUACAUCAUCACAAGGUGAUGACAGUGGAAGAAAAAGGGGGUGUGACAACCUGGAUAAAGUAAGAUGGAAGAUGUCAGAAAGAGAUAUAAGAAGUAUGUCAAAAAGUCCAACACAUUCUCGUCAGCAGCUUAGUACAACUAUUAGGCCAAUAUCAAAACAUACCAAGAACAGAGUCAGUCCAAGGAAAGCAAUUGGAUGGGAUUCCAUUAAUAUUGUUGAUGUUUGUGGACAUGAGAGAAUAUGGACUGCUUUCCAAUCUGAACUGACCUGCAUGGGUAUGUCCAAUAUGGCCAUAGCUGUUGCUUGUGAACGCUUCAGUCAACCCACCUCACCAAGAAGCACAAAUAAUACAAGAAUAGGGGCCAGGAUCAUUGGCUACAAGAAGAAGAAACCUCCAAGCACCUCACAUGAAAGGACACUGCAUUAUGGGGACAGAAAUGUGUCAGGAAUUGCUGUCUGCUUUGGUGGGAACGAUGUGUUCUACAUCAGUUUAAAACAAGCAGGUGACAAGAAUUGUGUAGGCUUACAGUGCAAGCUGGAUUUAAUUCAAGAUCUGCUGGCUAGAAAACAUCCCGUUUGUGCAUUUGACCUCAAGGAACACCUGAAAGCCCUAGUUCAAUGUUGUGGUAUAAUGGUGGACCUUACUAUGGGUCAUGACCCCAAAGUUGCUGAUUGGUUGCUGGAACCAGAGAGUAGAGAAAAGAACCUUCAUGCUAUGGUAUUAAAAUAUUGUGGCAGUAUUGCUAGCAAUUUAGUACAUCUAGUAGGAAGUGGUUGGGGUGUUGGUAGCCCUGCUUUAGACUGGACGAGUACAACAUUAGGAAGCCUAAGAGCUUGUGUUGAAGCAGUUCUCACAUGGCAACUUGUUGAAGCUCAGUGUCUCAGUUUGGAACAGAAGAAACUGGACAGAAUCUAUGCAGAAGUAGAAAUGCCAGCAUUACUAUGCCUAGCACAAAUGGAGCUAAAUGGUAUUGGAUUCAGUAAGGACAAAGCUGAAAGACUGCGUGAUAUAUUGGAACAACAGUUAACAUUACUGGAACAACACGCAUACAAAUUAGCAGGACAUACUUUCUCUUUAACAUCACCUACUGAUGUAAGCAAGGUGCUAUACAGAGAGCUGGGACUGGCUACAAGCAGACGGAGUUCAAAAUACCGACGACCCAGCACCAAUAAAGAGGCUCUAAUGCAGAUUAAGGCUCAUCAUCCAUUGCCAGGAGUUAUCAUACAGUGGCGAAAGUUGAAUGCUAUACUUGCCAAGACAUUACACCCACUGCUGGCUCCUGGACAGACUAGUGAGCGAAUGUUCACCAGCUCAGUAAUUCACACGGCUACUGGACGCAUCUCCAUGCAUGAGCCAAAUCUCCAGAACAUUCCAAGAGAAUUUAAGAUUGAAGUAGACAAAAUGAAAGCAAGCGUUCCUACAUCCAUCAAUAUCAGAUUGGCUUUUGUGCCAGGAAAAGGUAAGGUGUUUGUGUCAGCAGACUACUGUCAAUUGGAGUUACGUCUCCUGGCUCAUCUGGCAAAGGAUUCCAUUUUGUGUUCAAUUCUUAACUCUGGCAGUGAUGUGUUUCGUAGUAUUGCUGCCACCUGGAAUCAAACUUCAGAAUCAGAUGUAACAACUGAACAACGUCAGUGGGCAAAACAAGUAUGUUACGGAAUGAUAUAUGGAAUGGGUACAAAAGCACUUGGAGACCAACUAGAAGUGGAAGAGGAGGAUGCAUCAGUCUUCAUGGAUUCUUUUAGGAAUGCAUAUCCAGGUGUGAAGCAGUUCUUGCUGGAUACAGUAACGCGGUGUCGUAAGGAAGGAUACAUAGAGACGCUCUUUGGCCGUAGAAGGUACCUGCCCACCAUACACAGUUCAAAUGCAACUAUAAGAGCACAAGCUGAAAGGCAGGCGAUCAACUCAACUGUUCAGGGAUCAGCAGCCGAUAUAGCCAAGAAAGGUAUGGUUCUUGUUCAGUCACGACUGCGGAAUGCGGGAUACACCUUGAAUUCUGUUGCAAGUCUUGCCUUGCACCUUCAUGAUGAACUGCUAUAUGAGGUAUGCUGUGAACAUGCACUGGAGGUGGCACAGACAGUACAAACUGCCCUGGAGAAUGUUGUCACUCUCUCUGUGCAACUUCCUGUUAAAAUGAAGGUUGGAGAAACAUGGGGAUCCUUACAAGAAAUAACGUUUUAACUGAUCAAAACACAUCUUAACUAUACCAAAGUAAUGCAUAAAAGUUUGUGAAUGUUGUGAAACUAAAUUUAUGAAGUUUAUCAACUGUCACAACAGGACCGAAUAUUUCAAAGUAAUUUUAUAGUAAUAUGAACUACCACAACAUGAAAACCGGUCAAACACCGAGUAUAAUCUAGUCUAUUUAGAUAUAAGUAAAGUAAAUCUGACCCA
Molecule: messenger RNA, 8279 nt
Organism: Zootermopsis nevadensis
Lineage: Eukaryota; Metazoa; Arthropoda; Insecta; Blattodea; Termopsidae
Source: RefSeq, a predicted model, not a curated record